AUGAAUAGUGAAAGACAAAACACUGGUCCACGUCAUGCAUACAAUGCUUCAGCAUCUUCUGUGGGAUCAAGUUUCAACGCUCAAAUCUUUAAUUCAACUAAAGCAAAUAGAUCAAGUUCAAGUGGUGUACGGAUGGGUCCAACUACGAACAGUGCUGAAGCUUUCAUUAAUACGAAUGUGGGUGGUAACAUUGCCAAUGAAACCCAAAGUCUUCGUACGAUUGAUAGAAUACCGAGUGCUAGACCGAGUGUUACUUAUCUGGAUAAAUUGUGGACCCAGAUUGAUGUGUUAGAUGAUGUUAAAGCGAUGGCAGAAGAAGUUAGACAAAAGGGAUCUUUCUUUAAUCUGAAGUUUGAAGAAGAGUUAAAUAAUUUGAAAAGCCUGCAAAACAAUCUCUUAAAAACAAUGUCUACACAACAUUUUGAUGAUUUAAAAACCAAAGAAGCUCAAAAAACAUUAAUGAAAUCACAAUCGUCACAAAGAACAGUAGCUUCAAACGAGCUUGAUUAUGAGAGUAAUAAAGUCAAGGGGAAAGAAGCAGGUAUUUCAAGACAAGAGAAAUUAAAUGAAUUCUUUGAUGAUGAUGAAAAAGAAAAGCAUACUAGAGAAUUAUUUAAUAGAAAGCAAAACUUGGAUGAGAUGAAUAAAUACAUAGCUCAGAUAAAGGAUGAUUUGAAAGCAGUAGCCACAUCAAUGAAGAAAUUUGAUGAAACUACUAAAGAACAAUGGUAA
This is a messenger RNA of Scheffersomyces coipomensis, 732 nucleotides long. RefSeq lists its product as uncharacterized. The transcript has a single exon. The record is from RefSeq and is a predicted model, not a curated record. The coding region runs from base 1 to 732 and encodes 243 amino acids. NCBI's taxonomy places the organism in Eukaryota, Fungi, Ascomycota, Pichiomycetes, Serinales, Debaryomycetaceae.